Molecule: messenger RNA, 610 nt
Organism: Helianthus annuus (common sunflower)
Lineage: Eukaryota; Viridiplantae; Streptophyta; Magnoliopsida; Asterales; Asteraceae
Product: mitochondrial import inner membrane translocase subunit TIM10
Exons: 5
Coding region: 117-374 (85 amino acids)
Biological process (GO): protein insertion into mitochondrial inner membrane
Cellular component (GO): mitochondrial inner membrane
Source: RefSeq, a predicted model, not a curated record
GUCAAGACUAAAACUAUUGUGGUCUGAAGUGGAAAUUCAGAAGUAUUACUUACCAAAAGGGGUCGUCCUAAAACCCUAGAUCUAUCGCAAAAGUUGCAGGUUACUCGCAAUCAAUAAUGGCUGCCAACAACAAUAUGCCGACCGCAUUAGACAAAGAACAGAUCUUUGGAAUGGCUGAGAAGGAGAUGGAAUACAGGGUUGAGUUGUUUAACAAGCUAACCCAAACAUGUUUUGCAAAAUGUGUCGAGAAAAGGUACAAAGAAUCCGAGUUAAACAUGGGUGAAAACAGUUGCAUUGAUCGUUGUGUUUCAAAAUAUUGGCAGGUCACAAAUCUUGUAGGCCAACUACUUGGUUCUGGCAGACCACCCAUGUGAAUCUUCCACCUCGUUGUUCAACAAUAAUACCUGAUGAUUUGUUAUGCGAGUAUGCCUGGCCUAGAAAGUUAGUGACCACAUUUUAGUUUAUUUUGGCAAAUUAUGAUUGAUAAAUCAUAUAGUUUCGUUGUACCGCCUAUAUGGAACAAAUUUUGGGUCCCUCUCAACUAUUUCUUGGAAUGAUUUUGUGCGAAAUUUGUUAAAAACUGUUAUGCAACAAAGCUUUUUAGAAACAA